This is a messenger RNA of Acanthosepion pharaonis, 3447 nucleotides long. Lineage: Eukaryota; Metazoa; Mollusca; Cephalopoda; Sepiida; Sepiidae. The record is from the annotation of a GenBank genome assembly.
AUGCUCACUGUAUUGCACAUCGCUAACAACAAAACGUUGACGACAACAACAGGAAAUUUGUCCUUAUUUAUACGAGAACAAAAAUCCAAAUUAGUGAAUGAAAGAAGUAAUUUAGGACUGUUAUUCACAUCAGAUGAAAGUCCAAGUAUUUGGAAACUUGGCCAGUAUGAAAAUCACCGUAAAAAACUCCAAGAAGAAAGACAUAAUGAAUAUAAAAACUAUCUUCAGAGCAAGGAAUCUUUUAAGAGUGAGCAAAAUCCAGUCAAAAGUAAACCUCAGGAAGAGCGCAAGAUACAAAAUAUUGAACAACAACUUAGGGAACUUCAUGAAAAAUCAAAUGGAACGCUUCUGGUUGAUAAGGAAAGACCCCAAAACUCUGUCCCAAGUUCCCUUUCCAAAAAGAAACAACCAAAGAAAGAAGAGCAAAAUGAUUUCUUUGCCAACCUUGGUGAAUAUGAAAAUAAGAAAAAGAAAUUAAAAGAAGAAAGAGAAAGGGAUUACAGAAAUCACCUAGCCGAGUUUACAAAAAGAACCCAGCCUAGAGAUGAAAAUGACUUUUUUCUAAGGAAUAAACCCACUAAAGCAGUAGAGAAUAUCAGUAAAGAUGAAUCAUUGCUGACAAAUAAUAAACCAUUAUCGAGCCGUGAAAACCAUAUCAUGUGGGCUGACCAAGCCUAUGAAGACAGAGCUGCACCCCCUCUUUACAGGAGUGCUGAUUAUAAUUCUGAUUAUCCUCUUUCAAGAUCAAAAACUUCUGCAAGUGAGAAAGCUGUGAACCAUUAUGAUAUGGAUUUAAAAGAUCUGGCAAAUGAAUAUUCAGCAAGAUUGUCCCAACCAAACCUGCAUGAAGAAAUCGAGAAUAGAUUAAGACCUUCAUCACUUCCUCCUGUUUCAAAUAACAUCUUUGAAGAUCCUCUUUGGUCUAGACUUCGGGAAAAUCCACAGAAAAUAGGACCAAGUUCAGCCCGGUCUACUUUAAUGAUGCCUGAGGAUUACAUGAAAAGUGCACUAAAUAACGAAGAAAGGAAAAGCCAUGGUCCCCACCAUUCAGGCAACCAACAUUUUAUAAAAGACCCAGUUUUAACACAUGCCAAUAAGUUACCAGAAAAUAAAACAGAAACCUAUGCUACAUUACCAAUUGGUAAUAAUCAAGAUGGUACUAAACAGCGUCAGAAACAUAAUUACAGAGAAGAACUCCAAAAACAGAUAAGAGAAAGAAAUGAAAUGCGUCUACGAGAGAAGCAAUUAGCCCAGCAAUUCCCUUAUGAUGCUAAUCUAAUUUUUCCAUCUGAAAAACAGAAUCCUUAUCCUCUACCACCACAACCACCACCACCACCAGAAUUUGAAAUGGAUCAUCUCAGUCAACCAAUUAAUCCUAGGAAAUUUGAACAAUUACAACGAGCAUCUGAUCUUAAUCUACUUCUUGGGCAAAAUCUUGAUCAAAACCAAAGACAAAAUAUCACAAACAACUUUGCUCCUAACUUUAUGUAUGACCAAUUGCUUUUUGAUGGACAAAAUAAUUCAGUUGAUAAAGCCUACACAUUUUAUGGUAUGAAAAGUCAUUUUGAUGACUUACCACCUGCAGCUGACAUUGGCCUUCUUACUCCACCCUUGAAGAAAAUAGCAGAAACAAAUUAUGUGCCUCGAACAAGCUAUUCAACUGGACCCAACCAGAAAAAUACUGCCAAAUUCGGUCCUAGUGCUAUGGUGUUUGGCAAUGAUGAUUCCAGACUUACUGCACGAAAAAGAGAUCAGGAGUACAUGAAAGAAUUAGAAAAACAGAUGCAAGAGAAAAAGAUUCAAAAACUCAAAGCUAAACAAGAACAAGAAAGGUAUGACAAACGGCUUGAAGAAGAAAAUAAACAAUAUAAUCCAUUUGGACGAGGUGGGGGAGGAGCACCUCUUAAAGAUUCCAGUGGAAACAUACUAGCAAAUCUUUAUCAAAUAAAACAAAAUGAUGUCCAGUUAGCUUCAUUUGAUCAGAAUAUGUCACAAGCUGCUGCCAAAAUUCAACAAGGUCAGCAACUUGAUACGGACAAUUUUUUGGCAACACUACCAGACCUAAAUGAAGAACCUACCCAUGCUCGAGGUGGCCAUGGCAUAUUUGGACAACCUAAGACUGAUGCUCAAAAGACUGCUAUGGAUAAAUACAGAGAAGAACUUCAAAAACAGAUGAUUGAUAAAAGAAAACAAAAACUGGCUGAGGCUGAGAGAGAAAGAUUAGAAGAAGAGAAAGUGAAUAAACGCUUAGAAGAAGAGAGAAAGAAAAUGCAGGCUGAAUUUGAAGAAGAAGAAAGGAAGAAAAAAGCCAAACUUGAAGAAGAAAAGAAAGCUGAGGCUGAAAUGAGAAGGCAAAUUGAAGAGAAGAGAAAAGCUGCUGAAAAACAGCGAAAAGAAGAAGAUGAGAAAUUUCAGAAUGAAAAGAUGCAGCAAGAGAAAAUAAGGAAUAAUGUACCACAAGUUGUUACCAAUCGGCCCAAAUCCCCACCUGUGCCAGCAUUACAACGUAAGAUAAACUCUGAAUCCAGAGCAAAUUCAGUUAGGCAAGAGUCACCCCCACAACUCAUAACCAGCCAAAGUCCAAAUACACACGAAAUAAAUAGAGUGAAAAUCCAUGAAGAAUCCAAACCUCCAGUUUCACCAAAAUUCAGAGCUCAAAGUGCAGAUGUUCUGAACCAACUUAAAGUUCUCAGAAAAGGAUUGCAACAAAAAUUUCUGGAAAGUGAAAUGAGAAGACACAGUGCUGCACAACUGUUGGAACCGCCCAAUGAUGUUUUGAUCAACCAAAAAGCAGUGCUCCUACGCAGAGGUUCUCACACUACAGUUGAGCCACCUACAUCUACAAAUCCUGAUGUUCUUCAGGAUUUCAAUCAACUCAAAUACCGCAAGCAAACAGGAUCACGAAAUGCUUUCCGAACUCAAUUUCCCAAUUCCCCAGUUGAUCUUGACAGCUUGGAAAUCCAACAGAGAGCCUUGAUUAACCAUCAAGAGAAGACACUACAAAAAAUUAGGCAAAAGGCCCCAUUCAGAGGUAACAAUGAAAUUGAACAUCCUCCACUAAUAAGACAAAAAACUGUUAGUCCACAACCGAUGUUGGAUUCUAAAUCUGCAUUCUUUGAUGCAGACAGUAUGCCUUUAUUGUCAGAUAUGUUUUCUGACAAGAGAAUUCAGAAAACCGAUUCUGCCAGAUCACGACGUAGAAGACGAUUGCAAUCUCCUUUAUUAAGUCCUUUGGAUAAUGUUUCACUUCGAAGUAAUUCAGUUGGUUCUAUUGUAAGUCUCAACCCAGAUAAGAUAGCAAGAAAAAAUGAAGCAAGAUUAAAAAAGCUACAAAAUAUGACUGAUGCUGUUUCCAUAACAGAGCCUGAAGAAAUCUUGGAUAGAUUUAUGGCAAAGCAAGACCACAACAGCCCACCAAGUUCACUUUUUGAUGGAUUCAAUUACUGA